Molecule: messenger RNA, 5234 nt
Organism: Schistosoma curassoni
Lineage: Eukaryota; Metazoa; Platyhelminthes; Trematoda; Strigeidida; Schistosomatidae
Source: the annotation of a GenBank genome assembly
AAAACAAAUGUCUUCGAAGGCUGUUUACGAAGAAUCUGCUAAGCUGCUUAUAUACAACUCGAUAUGCUACUCUAAGUUAGCGAAAAAUCCACUUAGAGUAGUUAAAGUGGGUGAUGAUGUUAGUCUAGUGACAGAUGAAUGGAUAUUACUUAAUGUAUGGAAGGUUUUUAAUAUUUGCUAACAUAUUAUGUAGGAUCUUGUCAGUAAGCCCGAUGUCCUCAUAAAACGCAGGGGAAAAUUGGGACUAGUUUUUGCAGGCUUCCAUUGGGCGGAUUUACAGGGGAAAAUAAAAAGUUUGUUGGCGAGCAAAUUCACGAUCGGUUCUACCAGUGGAAUUCUCGAUCGCUUCCUUAUUGAACCAUUUGUACCACAUGAACAGCAAGAAGAGUACUAUCUGUGUAUGUACACUCAAAGGAAUUCAAAUGUUAUCCUUUUUCAUCAUGCCGGUGGAGUAGAUGUGGGUGAAGUAGAUUCUAAGGCUAAACGUUUUGAGGUUUCAGUUGAAGAUAUUAUGAAAUCUGGUUCUGGAAUGAAAGCUGGUUGUUCCGCCGAUCAAUUAUUACAGAGUUCACUGCUUUCAGGAGUAAAAUGUCCGAAGCGUGCAAGGAUGCUAGCUGAUUUCAUCGUUGAAUUGCAUUCAGUUUUUGACAAAUUAUACUUCACCUAUUUAGAAAUCAAUCCAUUAGUUAUUUGUAAAUGGAAUAUGAAUACGAACAAACCUAAUGAUUGUAAUGGUAGCCGUUAUCAUAUCAUUAACGAUAAUGAACUACAGGAUGGAGAUAAUGAUAUCAACGAACAGUUAUAUAUUCAUAUAUUGGAUGUUGCUGCCAAAUUGGAUCAGUGUGCAGAACAUUUGUUCACUUCAAGUUUGGAAUGGUCAGUGAAUGGAGAAAUGUUGAAAUUUCCUUUUGGUUUUGGUAAAACUGAAACUAAAGAGGAAGCGUACAUCGCAAAGUUGGAUGCUCGAACAGGUGCUUCAUUAAAGCUUACUAUACUUAAUCCAAAUGGUCGUAUAUGGACAAUGAGUGCAGGUGGUGGAGCUUCAGUAAUUUAUGCUGAUACAGUUUGUGAAUUAGCUGAAAAAGUCAAAGCAGCUGGCGGUACAAGUCAAGGUGUAAAAGAUUUAGCGAAUUAUGGUGAAUAUUCUGGAGCACCAUCAGAAGAAUUAACUUAUGAAUAUUCAAAAACAAUUCUAACUUUGAUGACUACUGGAGAACUACAUCCAGAUGGUAAAGUUCUACUAAUCGGUGGAGGAAUUGCAAAUUUCACCAAUAUUGCUGCUACAUUUAAAGGUAUUGUGCGUGCUUUGACAGAAUUCAAAGAACAAUUGAAGAGACAUAAUAUACGUAUAUUUGUCCGUCGUGCUGGUCCCAACUACCAGGAAGGUCUUCGUGUAAUGCGUGAAUUGGGUCGUACUAUCGAUAUUCCAAUUUAUGUAUUUGGACCUGAAACUCAUAUGACUGCUAUCGUAUCAAUGGCAUUUGGUUUACGUCAAAUACCUCCACCUAAAGUAGAUCAUAUUCAGUCAUCUGCAGAUGCUCUAUCAUUGUACAGUUACAGUGGUUCUGGCUGUGAACGUAAAAAUUCAGAAAAAUCAACACCAGUGGUAACCAAUCAAACUCGCAAGGUUUCUGAAUUCUCUUCUACUAUCAAUACUGCUACUACUACAACUACUAAUGGUAAUAAUCAUGAAACUAUUUAUGAAGAACCACUUUUUACAGUGAAAACAAAGUGUUUAAUAUGGGGUUUACAAGUGAAAGCUGUUCAGUCUAUGUUAGAUUUCGAUUAUGCUUCCGGUCGUGAAAGUCCAAGUGUAGCAGCUCUGAUUUAUCCUUUCAACGACGAUCAUCAAUUAAAAUUUUAUUGGGGUGCAAAAGAAUUAUUUCUACCAGUUUAUAAGUAUAUGUUGAAUGCAAUGGACAAGCAUCCAGAUGCACGUGUAUUAGUAAAUUUCGCUUCAUUACGAGUUGCUUAUGAUAUAUGCAUGGAAGCAAUGGAAGUGAAUUGUAUAGUUUCAUCUAAUUAUAAAGAGAAUGGAAUAUCGAAUGAACACAAUGAUGCAUUUAUUCAUAACAAUAUUAAUAAUAAUGGUUUAUCAGUAAACGAGGCACAGAUCAAGUGUAUUGCUAUUAUAGCUGAAGGUAUACCAGAAAAUAUGACACGUCGUUUAAUACAACGAUCCAAAGAAAGAAAUAUUCUAUUGAUUGGUCCAGCAACUGUAGGUGGCUUAAAAUCUGGCUGCUUCAAAAUCGGUAAUACAGGCGGAAUGACAGACAAUAUACUGGCAUCAAAACUUUAUCGACCUGGAAGUGUUGCUUAUGUAUCACGUUCUGGUGGAAUGUCCAAUGAAUUGAAUAAUAUUAUUUCAAUGAAUUCUGAUGGUGUUUAUGAAGGUGUCGCGAUUGGUGGUGAUCGUUUUCCUGGUUCAACAUUUAUUGAUCAUAUUCUACGUUAUGAAAAUAAUCCAGAAGUCGGUAUGAUUGUUGUCUUGGGUGAAGUUGGUGGUAUAGAAGAGUAUGCAAUAAUUGAAGCAGUUAAAUUGGGCAAAAUAAAAAAACCAAUUGUAGCCUGGUGUAUAGGAUCAUGCGGUGAAUUAUUAAGCGCUGCAGCUAAUUCGAAUGAUAAUACAGACAGCAGUAAUAUUGCUAGUGGUUCAAUUCAAUUCGGUCAUGCUGGUGCAUGUGCUAAUUCUUUACAAGAAACAGCUACAGCGAAAAAUUAUGCAUUGGCCAGUGUUGGUAUACAUGUUCCAGAAUCAUUUGAUGAAUUAGAUCUCUUAAUUAGACGUGUUUUUGAUGAACUUGUAAGAAGUGGUCAGUUAAUCCCGAAAACUGAUCAUCCACCUCGUACUGUUCCAAUGGAUUAUGAAUGGGCCAAGGAAUUAGGUCUAAUUCGUCGACCAGUUUCGUUUACAUCAACAAUAUGUGAUGAUAGAGGCGAAGAGUUAUUGUAUGCUGGAAUGCCAAUUAGUCAUGUGAUUGAACAAGAUUUAGGCAUAGGUGGUGUUCUUGGCUUAUUAUGGUUCAAAAGAAGAUUACCUGAAUAUGCAACAAAAUUUUUAGAAUUAUGUCUUAUUAUAACAGCGGAUCAUGGUCCAGCUGUAUCCGGUGCACAUAAUACAAUAGUGGCGACACGUGCUGGUAAAGAUCUCAUCUCUAGUCUUGUAUCUGGACUUUUAACAAUUGGUGAUAGAUUUGGUGGUGCAUUGGAUGCUGCAGCGCGUCAGUUUUCACAAGCUUAUGAUGCCGGCUUAACACCUAUUCAGUUUGUUAAUCAAGAACGUCAAGCAUCACGUCUUAUCAUGGGUAUUGGACAUCGGAUUAAAUCUAUAACUAAUCCAGAUAAACGUGUUCAGUUACUAUCCAAUUAUGUACAUGAACAUUUUGUAGCAACUCCAGUUGUUGACUAUGCACUCGAAGUUGAGAAAGUUACCACUAAUAAGCGUCCAAAUUUAAUAUUAAAUGUUGAUGGUAUGAUUGGUGUAGCAAUGGUAGAUUUGUUAAGAAGCUCCGGUCAUUUCACACGAGAAGAAGCUGAAGAGUAUAUUACCAUUGGAACAUUGAAUGGCUUGUUUGUUUUGGGUCGAUCAAUCGGGUUUAUUGGUCAUUACCUGGAUCAGAAACGUUUACAUCAAGGCUUGUAUCGUCAUCCAUGGGAAGAUAUUUCAUACAUGUUACCAAAACAUCCAUAAUUUGUGAAGACUUAUGUCUAAAAAGGGUCUUUUAAUUUACUAAUUAUCUAUCAAGUUAAAUAUAACUUGUUACCUUUCAUUUCAUUAAUGAGAACUGAAGAAAAUCUAAGAGUUUCUUACAGAACAUUUUACCAUAUAAAUAUGAUUCUUUCAUGAAUAUUAUUUAACUGGAUAAUACGGUUGUGAGUAUCAUUGUUUUUCAAUGUUUACAAUUUAAUAUAUUACUACUGUUAUUAUUAUUAUUAUUACCAUUAUUAUGAUUAUGAUUAUUAUUGCUGAAAUAACCAUCCAUUUUUAUCCAUUUUCGAUUUGAUAUUUUAUCGGAACUAUGUGAAAUUGAUCGCAAUGCAUUUCACUUAUCAUGACCACUUUUCCCCUUUAAAAUAAUCAUAUCAUGAUUAUGUUCUUUUUGUGUUUUUGUUACAUUUCAUAUUCUUCUUGUUAAGUAUGCCUGACAACUUCAUCAAAUCUAUAUAUUCUGUCUUUUGUUUGUUUUUUUUUUGGACCAUUUUAUUCAUUAGUUACCUAGGUUACUCGUGAAUGCUAGUAAAAUGUGCGCACAGACACAUACAUAUGCACACACACAUGUGUGUGUUUUUAUUAGUAUUUCUUCAACAUAUUUCAAAUGGUUGUGGUUUCUUUCAAUGGUUGUGAAUACUACUCACUACUAUUACUACUACUACUACUACUACUACUACUAGUAGUAGUACUAUUUAUAAUUAUUCCACAUACACAGUGAUAAAAUGUUCAGUUUGGUAACUAUUUGUAUGUUUGUCUUAAACAAUGGAUGCUUAAUAUUACUAUUAUCCGGUUGCAUCAUGAAUAGAAUGAUGUGGAUAUACUGUGUGCUUGAUGUUUGACUUUCUUUUGAAUCUUGUUCUUCUUUUUUCCGGUUGUUUUUUUGUAAAGAAGGUUAAUUUAUUCACCUAACAGAGAGCAUAGAAUGGACAUUGUAGAAUAUAUACUUUUCAUCCAUAUAUUUAUUAAAUAAGAUUGUGCUAAAUAAAUAUUCUCCCUUCAUCUCUUUCUUAUACACAUUUCCAUAAAUCUAUCUAUAUAUACGAGCAUGAUUAUAUGAUAACCAAUCAGAAUAUGCUCCUCUUCUGUAUUUCUUUGUUUUUCUAUUCUUCUUUCUUAGUUAUGCUUCUAUUCUUAAAUUGUUUACUGUUUCCUCAUUUCUUCAUUUUUUCCUUCUUCUUUCAUUUGUCUACAUCACUCCAUUUGAUUAUCUAGAAGUAGUAGUACUAUAAUAAAUUAAUAAUUAAUUACUAUUCAAUUGGUAUUAUUAUUUGUCUAUUGUUAAACAUUGAAUUGAUAUGUUAAUGUUAUUGGUUCAUCAAGUGAAAUUGCAAUCAUCAUUCCAUGAGAUCACUAUGUUUUAAAUGUUUACUGAUGAUGGAGAGGAUGAAAUGAUGGAAUGUAGAUGGCACAGCCGAGAGUGGGGGGAGUCAGCUCUGGCUCUCGAAAUCCUCUCACAUGGCCACAUGCAUACAACCACUUCCAGGGAAGUUUUACUCACUGCCUCUUCGUGGCGGUGGUCUUG